AAACCGCCGACCGAUCUUCGCCAUCUGCUUACCCCGCCAACACCUUUGAUCUCGCGACCGCAACCCCGACCGACCUUUAUCUCCCGAGCCAUCGCCUGACCCUCUUCGAUCGUUGGGCGACGCUCGUGGCCUCGAUUCUUUCGCCCCUCCAGCAUACUCAUCACAUUGUCUGUUGGCCGCAGCAAUGGCUUCCAACGGUGCCAACGGAGCAUCUCCGUCACCUCAGGUCCAGCCCUGCAGGUACAAGGUCGGCAAGACGCUUGGUGCUGGUUCCUACUCCGUCGUCAAGGAGUGCGUUCACAUCGACACCGGUCGCUACUAUGCCGCAAAAGUCAUCAACAAGCGAUUGAUGGCCGGCCGAGAGCACAUGGUCCGCAAUGAAAUCGCAGUGCUGAAAAAGGUCUCCAUGGGCCACCAGAACAUCCUGACACUUGUCGACUACUUUGAGACGAUGAACAACCUCUACCUCGUGACCGACCUGGCUCUCGGCGGCGAGCUCUUCGACCGCAUCUGCCGCAAAGGCUCAUACUACGAAUCCGAUGCUGCAGAUCUUAUCCGGGCGACGCUCUCUGCCGUUGCUUACCUGCACGACCACGGCAUCGUCCACCGCGAUCUGAAGCCCGAGAACCUCCUGUUCCGUACACCAGAAGACAACGCAGAUCUUCUCAUUGCCGAUUUCGGACUGAGCCGCAUUAUGGAUGAGGAGCAGUUCCACGUGCUGACCACGACAUGCGGUACCCCUGGCUACAUGGCCCCUGAGAUCUUCAAGAAGAUUGGUCACGGCAAGCCUGUAGAUGUAUGGGCGCUCGGUGUCAUCACCUACUUCCUUCUGUGCGGUUACACGCCAUUUGACCGCGAUAGCGAUUUCGAGGAGAUGCAAGCCAUCUUGAACGCCGACUACAGCUUUACCCCCUUCGACUACUGGCGGGGUGUUUCCGACCACGCCAAGGAUUUCAUCCGUCGCUGCCUCACCAUUGACCCGAACAAGCGCAUGACGGCGCAUGAAGCCCUGCAACAUCCCUUCGUUGCCGGCUACCUCAACAAUGGCGAGGGCGAAGGCCAGAACUUACUGCCCACUGUCAAGAAGAACUUCAAUGCUCGUAGGACGCUGCAUGCUGCAAUUGACACUGUUCGUGCCAUCAACAAGCUUCGUGAGGGCCAGAGCAAUCUGAUGGAUGGGGCCAAGUCGAAAGAGCCUGGACGUGGCGCUGCCGCACACAAGACCCAGCAAAACGCAAGGAAGGACGAUAGCGCCAUCAGCCUCGGCAAUGGAGCCCACAAGGACUCAGGCUAUGGAACGCAACCCGAGGCCGACAGCCAGCAUGAUGUGGUCAUGUCCGAUGCAGGCCCGGCACCCAGCAGUGUCCCAGCAAGUUUGCGGCCAGGCAGUGAGCAGAACAAGGUCGUGGAGACGAGCAAAGGACUGUGGAGUGGUCCAGCAUUGCGGCGAUAGCCUCGUCGUAAUGCGGUACCAUGUGUGAAAAUUACGGCACCCCACAAGGAAGAGCGUGAUGCAGACAUGAGUCUCCUUACAGCGUCAAUGGAUUCCCUUGGUGGAUCUCACGCUCCUUCGGGACUCAACUGUCUGCGCAAAGAGACUCUUAAAGGUCUG
This is a messenger RNA of Colletotrichum acutatum, 1612 nucleotides long. Its product is annotated as kinase-like domain-containing protein. The coding region runs from base 185 to 1453 and encodes 422 amino acids. Lineage: Eukaryota; Fungi; Ascomycota; Sordariomycetes; Glomerellales; Glomerellaceae. Gene Ontology annotation, biological process: cellular response to oxidative stress; protein phosphorylation. The record is from RefSeq and is a predicted model, not a curated record. The transcript has 2 exons. Gene Ontology annotation, molecular function: calcium/calmodulin-dependent protein kinase activity; ATP binding; calmodulin binding.